Messenger RNA from Striga asiatica, 956 nucleotides. The record is from the annotation of a GenBank genome assembly. Lineage: Eukaryota; Viridiplantae; Streptophyta; Magnoliopsida; Lamiales; Orobanchaceae.
AAAGAAGUGUAAAAAUAUAUGAAUGAUGAUGAUGAUUAAUAAAUAAAAAAAAAAUAAGAAAAAAAGAAAAAAGAAAAAAGUGUAAAAAUAGAGUGCAAAGGAACGACGCCCUAUAGAAGAGAUAUUAUCCUUACGAAAAUCCAUCUAACCGCACCACAAAUUCAUUCUGCAGUCUCUCGUCUCUCUUCCCCCAGUUCAAUCCAAUGGCAUCUCUCUUGCUCGGAGCUCCUCCCAUGGCAGCAACUUUCCAAUCCCAAGCCGUCACCGUUUCCCCUUCUCUCUCCUCCAAUUCACCAUCCCUAAUUCUGUCCCCUCUUCGACUUUCAUAUUCAAUCUCCACUUCCUCCUCUGCCCUACCUCUCCCUCUCGUUUACUGCGGCAGGGGUGACAAGAAAACUGAGAAAGGAAAGCGUUUUAGACACUCCUUCGGCAAUUCGAGGCCCAAGAACAAGAAGAAGGGCAGAGGGCCGCCUAGGGUUUAUGCGCCGCCGCUGCCGCCGAGAAAAGAUGAGUACGAGAAUGAUGAGGUGGUCACAUUUACUGAGGAAGAGCUUCCUUUCGAAUAAAAUGGGGAUUCAUUAUUUGCUAUUGUGCUUAAUCUCCUUUCUGCUUUUAUUUUUUCAUUUGUUCCCCUUUUUAUUCGAUGUUCUGUUAUUUGGAAAACUGAGUGUAAUACAAAUUAAACACACUUCACUUUCUAUAUCUUGUUCGUGACUAUGUGUGAUGAAUUUGUGGGAUAUUUGUCUUUGGGGAACAAAAUAACAGUCCAUUGACAUUCUUUCUACAACCAAAGCGAACUCUCAUUGUCGUAAGGAAGGAUUAUUGAUUUCUGGACUUGUUCGAAAUGAAUGUUGGAUGUUACUGUGAAAUUCUUCUAUGAAUAGAUGAAAAUGGGGAUGAAUUAUUUAUCAUUCUGAAUUAUUUUCAAUACAUGAAAAUUAAUCUAUAUAAAAACA